Leptopilina boulardi is the source of this 3761-nucleotide messenger RNA. RefSeq names its product intraflagellar transport protein 122 homolog (gene Oseg1). Gene Ontology annotation, molecular function: protein binding. Gene Ontology annotation, cellular component: intraciliary transport particle A; non-motile cilium. Lineage: Eukaryota; Metazoa; Arthropoda; Insecta; Hymenoptera; Figitidae. The coding region runs from base 131 to 3646 and encodes 1171 amino acids. The record is from RefSeq and is a predicted model, not a curated record. The transcript has 15 exons. Gene Ontology annotation, biological process: non-motile cilium assembly; intraciliary retrograde transport; protein localization to cilium.
UAUCCGUUUCCGUGGUAACGGUACAAAUGUCAAAAUAAACUAUACUGUGUUGACAUUUAUUAAAAUAUUUUAAUUUUUAAUAACAAAUGUAAAUAAAUAAUAGUUUUUCAGUUAAUAAACAGUAAAUAAAAUGAAAACCCAUCUAACUUGGGUUGAUAAAGUUCAAGAUAAGACAGAACAAUGUAUAUACGACUUAUGUUUUAAUCCUGAUGGAUCUCAAUUAGUUGUGGCUGCAGGACAGCAAGUUUUGGUUUAUGAAACCAGUAAAGGAGCUUUAAUUCAACCUCUUAAAGGUCACAAAGAUACAGUUUAUUGUGUUUGUUAUUCAAAAGAUGGAAAAAAAUUUGCCUCUGGCAGUGCAGAUAAAACAGUUAUAAUAUGGACUUCUAAACUUGAAGGAGUUCUCAAAUAUUCGCACAAUGAAGCUGUUCAGUCGAUGCAAUUUAAUCCCGUUUCUCAUCAGUUAUUAACUUGUUCAUUAUCCGAUAUUGCUUUAUGGUCUGUUGAACAAAAAGCAGUUCAAAAAUAUAAAUCAGGUGGAAGAGUAAAUUGUUGCUCAUGGACAAAAGAUGGUCAAUAUAUGGCACUUGGCUUGGCCAAUGGUUUAGUUUCCAUAAGAAAUAAGCUUGGCGAAGAAAAGGCAAAAAUUGAUCGAACUGGAGGAACUGCAAUUUGGAGUGUUUCCUGGUGUCCAUUAAGGGAUGAUUUAAUGGAUGUUUUGUGUAUAGCAGAAUGGGGUGGUACACUUUCAUUUUAUGCUGUUAAUGGAAAAGCAGUGAGACGUGAGAGAACAUUGAAUUUUAUUCCCUUGAAAAUUUGCCAUUUUCCCGAAGGACAAUAUAUUCUUGUUUCGGGUAGCAAUAAACGUUGUAUAUUAAUGACACACGAUGGUAUAAAAUUAACAACAGUUGGCAAUGAAUUUUCCUCCUGGGUUUGGAGUUGUGCCGUUCAUCCAAAAUCAUCUCACAUUGUCAUAGGAUGUCAAGAUGGUACUAUCACAUAUUUGGAACUAUCAUCAAGUACAGUUCACGGUCUUUAUGGCGAAAGAUAUGCGUAUCGUGAAAAUAUGACGGACGUUAUUAUUCAACAUCUUGUCACUAAUCAAAAAGUUCGAAUUAAAUGUAAAGAUCUCGUUUGUAAAAUUGCUGUCUAUAAAGAUAAAUUGGCUGUACAACUUCCGGAACGUGUGAUAAUUUACGAACCAUCGGGUAAUAAUGAAGGAAUGCAUUAUCGUAUCACGGAUAAAUUGGCACAGGCAUUAAAUUGUCAUAUGUUGGUGGUGACGACAAAUCGUUUAAUACUUUGUCUCGAUAAACGUUUACAGAGUUUAACAUUUACUGGUACAAUUGAUCGUGAAUGGAUUUUGGAUGGUGCUAUAACGUAUUUGAAAAUUAUUGGCGGUCCAGUGGGACAGGAAUGUUUAGUUGCUGGUUUAAAAACGGGACAAGUUGUUAAAAUUUAUCUCGAUAAUCCAUUUCCAAUGCAUUUGGCAAAAGUUGAAACUGCUGUUAGAUGUUUGGAUAUUAGUUUAUUGAAGGAAAAAUUGGCAGUUGUUAGCGAUACGGAUAUUUUAUCGGUAUUCGAUAUAAGAACUGAGCAAAAAUUACAAGAAUUUCAUGAUGUACGAAGUGUUGCCUAUAAUACUGCAUUUGAGGAAAUUAUGUGUUUUUCAGGUGUUAAUUAUUUGGCAAUAAAAGUGGCAAAUUUUAAUGAAUAUCGGCAAAAAUUUUCUGGAUUUGUCGUUGGACAUAAUGGAUCACGACUUUAUUGUUUAAAUGGUCCUUCGAUUGUAACAGUUGAGAUACCUUUGUCAUCAGCAAUGUAUCAAUAUUUGGAGAUUGAUAUGUUUAAGGAAGCUUAUGCAAUCGCGUGUUUGGGUGUUGCGGAAAAUGAUUGGUUCGCUUUGGGUGUGGCUGCUUUGGAUAAUUUGGAAUUUAAUAUCGCCUAUUCGGCGUUUGCGAGAAUAAAAAAAUUACGCUAUAUUGAAAUUGUAUCCGAAGUGGAGGAGAAAUUAAAAUCAGGUGAAUGGGGACGUGAAGCAUGCAUGGCAACGGCAGCGGCUGCAAUGGGUAGACUUCGUGAAGCUGCGAGACUCUAUCAAAAAGCUGGAUUACAACAAUAUGCAGUCGAUAUGUAUUCUGAUCUUCGUAUGUUUGACAUUGCUCAGGAAUUUAUUUCCUCUGGUAAUAUUCAGGAUCGUACAGUACUUCUUCGGAGACGUGCCGAAUGGGCAAAGAGUUUGGGUGAACCGCGAGCGGCAGCUGAAAUGUUUUUAUCGGCAGGCGAUAUUCAACGUGCUAUAAAAAUAAUUGCCGAACAUGGUUGGAUUGAUAUGUUAAUAAAAGUUGGUAGACAAUUGGAUAAGGCGGAACGUGAAAGUUUAACAGUGAUUGGAAAAAAAUUAAGACAAUUGGGAGCAACUCAUGGUGCAGCGGAAAUUUUCACACGACUAGGCGAUCAUCCGGAUGUGGCGGAAGUUUUAAUUGAAGCACAAGCAUGGCCCGAGGCUUUUGAACUUGCUGAAAGAAAUCCAAAAUUAAAAUCACGUAUCUAUGGACCCUAUGCUAGAUGGUUGGCAGAAACUGGCAGAUUUUCCGAGGCACAAGAAGCUUUUCAAAUGGCUGGUCAACCUGAAGAAUCAAUAGGCGUGUUAAUGACUCUGGCAAAAAAUGCCGUGACUGAAAGAAGAUUUCGUGAUGCUUCUUAUUUUUAUUGGCUCCUCUCGCAAUUGAGUCUUGAUCUCUCGAGAAAUAUUGAGGAGAUUAAAGUUUUAUUUAGAUCUUAUUCGGAAAAGGCGGAUAUUUAUUAUGUAUAUCAUGAAGUUCACAAAUAUUUGGAAGAGCCAUUCACGUCAUUAAUGCCAGAGGCGCUUUUUAAUAUUUCUCGAUUUUUGCUUAUAAAAACGCAAGAUAAACAAUUUGACGGUGUAUCACAAUUGACAAUUACCUAUGCAUUAAUGAAACAAGCUCGUCUAUUGGGUGCCAAUAAAUUGGGUAUACAAUUACUUGAACGUUUACGUGGAAUGAAGAUACCGAAAAAUUUAUUAGCACAAAUUGAAACAUGGGCAAUAACAGCGAAAGCAUAUCCAUAUCGUGAUCCAGAGGAAUUAUUACCAUUGUGCUAUAGAUGUUCAACGUUUAAUACACUUUUACCAACGACAAAUACUCCGGAAAAUAGUUGCGUUCAAUGUGGCUUAAAAUUUCAACACUCCUUUGUUAUGUUUGAAAUUUUGCCUCUUGUGGAAUUUGAACUCGAAGAAGGAAUCAGUGAUGAAGAAGCGGAAAAAUUAAUUGAAGAACCAAUUCAAAAUUCGGAGGAAUUAAAUUUAGUUGAAGAUCAAUUGACAAUUACGACUAAAACUGAUCUUUUUACUGAUCGUUUAGUUCGUUAUGAAAAUAAACUCGGAGGUUCAACUGUUCUCGUAAAUCGCGGAAUUCUAAAAAGUAUGGAACCCUCAAGUGUUUUAAUUGUCAAAUGGCCAAAACCAUUUAAAACAAGAUAUUUCAAAAAUCUAUUGACAGACCUUCAAGUUACGUCUUGUAAAACGUGUCUCAAGCUAUUUCACUCGGACGAUUAUGAAUUAGCAUUACUUAGAUAUGGACACUGUCCAUUUUGUCGAGCACCUAAUUCAACGAAUAACGUCUAAUAUUUAGUACUUCCAAAUUAUUGUAAAUAUAUAUUUUCAUUUCAUUCUAGAAACACUGUUUUUGCACCCGUAUUUUUUUAUAUUAUUACAAAUAAAAAAUCGUUAUUAAAAACUU